Molecule: messenger RNA, 4750 nt
Organism: Venturia canescens
Lineage: Eukaryota; Metazoa; Arthropoda; Insecta; Hymenoptera; Ichneumonidae
Exons: 7
Coding region: 149-4021 (1290 amino acids)
Source: RefSeq, a predicted model, not a curated record
UAGUCAAACGGCGAAGAUGAGAACUUGCCUCCGAAAAAUGGAGGUCACCGGGUGAUUGAGUUGUUAUGACCGAGCUCAAGAACACAUUUGCAACCGAUUUCUUCGCAAAAUCCAUCGAAAUUCUGAUCCCCAGUACAACAAAUUGACAAUGAGGACUAUGAAGCCAAAAGCAAAAUUAAAAAAGAAAGAUGCCAGAUAUGGUAAAAUGAAAUUAGCCAAUGGCCAAAACGCAGAUGAAACUUCAGAUUUUUCGCAAUUGCGAAAACCUGUUGAUACCAAUUUGUCCAGUUUAAAACAAGUUGCUGAACUCUUUGAAAAAGGAAGUGACGAAAUUAAGACUAUACUUAAAUAUGAGUGUGACAUUGUUUACGAGUGCAGAAUUUGUCGAAGUCUCUUCCGCAGUCUUGCUAAUUUUAUAUCUCACAAGCGAGUUUAUUGCAUCGAGAAAUAUUGCUUCGUACCUCGGCGAAGAGAUAUUGAUUCCACGGACUCGACUUUUGAAUUGGAGCUAUCAAUCGAUCCGGACUUGAGGAAAAAUAGUACAAAUGACAGAAUUCUCCGAAGUCAAUCUCAAUUGAUGCACGUUGAGUCCAGAAAAGACUUGACUUCUGUCGUUGAUAUGUUAACAAAGAAGCAGAACAAUGUAACAGAUGUUGACUUAACAUCCCAAGAAAACGGCAACAGUUUGCCAUUUCAUAUCACAAGCGACGAUGAAAAAAUUGUAUUGGAAAUUAUGGAUUCUGGACGAGCUGCAUACCAAACAGUUUCAAGUUUGGAAAACAUUGCUACCGGCGAAUUGAUGAAAAAUCAAACGCUUGAAUUGAAAAAUAUAAUAAAUCAAACCACCGGAGUACUAGGACCUGAUGGUCAACUUGUCAAGAUUUCCAAUGAUCCACAAAAUGAGGAUUUGACAGACGAUGAAGAGGCGUUGCCUCUAGAUGAUAGACUUGUUGCCAGUGGAGAUAUAGUUUGUACAAAGUGCAACGCAAAAUUUGCGACAAAAAAAACCCUGACGUUUCACAUGAAAUCGAAACAUUUACCGCAUCGCAUGUGCUAUCCGUGUCUAUAUUGCACGAAUACAUUUACGAAUCGUUGGAGUGUGUAUCGACAUUUAUUCAAAGUUCACAGAAAAACAAACGACCAAGUGCGGAAGAUACGUUCGCAGAUUCAGGCUCGACCAUACAAACGAGAAGUACCAAAACUAGAAAAAAUUAAGGAAACAAAUGAAGUACAAAAAGGAGACGAUAAAAUCAACGAAGAGCAGAGCUCGAAUAAUGAUGAGGACAAUUUGGACUCCGAGGUUGAGACACAUAAUUGCAAACGAUGUGGAAAGCGUUUCGAGCAUAGUGCCAUGCUGAUCUCGCAUUCUCAGAAUUGCCCGGAACAGGCUUUGGGUGCAGGACGACGGAGAGCGAGGAAAAUUCCACCUCAAAGGCAUUCUGGGCUCGUAGAAACAGAAAUUAUUAGUUUCGAAGGAUGGAGAAAAGAAAAAGUACAAAUGGAUGUUUCAGGAAUACCACAAGUGUCUUCUUCAAGUGCGAAAUCUGCAGCGGAUUCGAAUGAUCGGAAAUCGGAAUCAUCUCCGGGCAAAAAAGAAUCGGAAUUAAUUCCUGUAGGCGAAAAACUGGAAUUAUCCUCGAUACGCGAUAAAUCGGAAUCGUCUACGACUAGUCGAAACUCGGUAUCCCCACCAAACCGUAUUUCGGACUUUUCGUCAGCGAAACGAAAAUCAAAACUGAUUUCCAUGAAUGAGAUAUUGGAAAGCGUAUCGGUGGAACGAAAUUCAGAAGCGGUUUCGUUAAACCGAAAACCAAAAUUGACUUCCAUCGCCCAAAAAUCAGAGUCAUCUUCGACAAAUCGUAAGUCGAAAUCGCCGUUGAUUAUUCGGAGAAAACCGAAGUUAUCUUCGGUUCAUAAAGUAUCAGGAUUCAUAGUAGCAGAUUCUGAAUCCAGCGAAUCGUCAUCACUGCUUGGGAAGUCUGAAUCGAUGGUGGAAAAAUGGAAGUCAGAGUCAGCUCCUAUAACGCAGAAAUCAAAAGUAUCUCCGAUCAAUCGCAAAUUGAAAACACCGGCGAUAAUUCGGCGAAAAAUAAAGUUACCAUCCCCUGAUAAAGUCUCGGCAAUACUCGCGGCAGAUUGUGCAUCUGAAACAGAGUUAGCCUCCAAGAAUUCUAAAUGGGACGUUAUCGAUCGAAAAUCAGAAUUGUUUCCUACCCAUCGGAAAUCGAAGGUGACUUUGACCGACUCAGAAUCUGAUUCAGUUUCGAUAGAUCGAAAAUUUGAAACAGUUUCGCGGAGCCGAAAACCGAAUUCGAAUUGUACCGACAAAAAACUCGAAUCGAUAUGCAACAAUCGAAAAUCGGAAUCAUCUGCCGUCAGUUCAGAUGGCGUCGCGAUUGAAAGAGCUAAGUUGCCCUCGAUCGUGACAAAUCCAGCUGCGGAGAUAUCGAUCAGGGUUGAAGAAGUGUCGAGUUUGAGUAAAGAUGUGUGGGACAAAAUGGGUACAAGUGACGAAGCAACCGAUAGCGAUCUUGCACUAGAAACCACCGGGUCUUCAAUGGUUCGUUCUCCACUAAAAAAACUGGCUGAAUCGCCGAUAAAGAAGUUUGAAAAAUCGUGUAAAUCCAGAUUGGACAUACCAGAAGUGAUUUACACGACGAUCGACAAUUCUCGACCGGUGGAGCUUUCUGUUCUGAACAAAGAAAAAAAAUUAGGCAUUCAAUAUCGAGGAAUUCGUCUGCCAACGGUGACACUCGAGAAAAUAAAUGUACCUCGAGCUCAAGCAAAAGAACGGGGAAUAGAGUUGUCUUCGAACGUGCCGAAAGAAAAACCAGAGUUCGAAGCGAUAUCCCAAUCGCAGCAGUAUCGUAGUUUCCAGUGUUUACCGUGCAACCGGAGAUUCACAUCCGCAGCUAAUUUACGGAAGCACAUUAGCGCUCACGUGAGAAGAGAUCGUUAUCGUUGCAAGCUUUGCGAAGGUUUCAAGUCGUUGCUCAAAUGCGACGUGGUGGCCCAUUGCAACACGGUUCAUAACACGAAAAAUGAUCGUAAUUUGCUUGCCGAGCUCGUCGUCGAGGAGCCGAUUCACGGAGACACAUCCGCCGAUGAUACGAAUCACGCGGUCAAACCGCCGGACGAGUUUGAGAUCAUCGAUGUUGGUUCUUCAUCGAAAGAACAAGGUACGACCGUCCUGCCGAUCGAGAACGAGAUUGCGGUCGACGAAAGUACUGAAAAAAGCGAGAUCGAAGAGAGUACGGACGCCCCGACAAACGUUGCACAGCUCCUUCGGCCUGAUCCUCGCCCCAAACGAGGAAGACCUCCCAACGUUAAGAACAAAACAAAGAGGGGAAGAAAGAAAAGAGUGUUAGGAAGGAAACGCGUUCUCAGGCACGUAUCGCCACCCAGAUUGCCCGAAGAACCAUCCGACGAAAUCCCUCCAGUCAUCGAAACCAUGGAGGAUUCUGCUGAAAAUAUUUCUCAAAUUUCAAGUGGAAGAGCACCUUCGAGAAUGGACUGCGAUCCCGAAUUGAGAAAAAUGGUGAUGGAAGUGAUUUUUGGCUCGGGGGAGUUCGAUCAAAAUUCCGAAAAGAUCGAUAAUGAUUCUCAGGAAUUUGAAAACGAUUCACACUCCAUUAACGACGAUUUCGAUCAGGUUAUUGGUUGCCGAGAAAAUCUCGUUCCUUCUCCCCCGAUCCAGCAACUAAUCUCAACGGAUCCCGAUCUCGUUGCUGCGAGCAUCCAAGGGGACGAUACUUUCAAUAAUCAACAUCAAAUUCCAAACAAUUCGAACAACAAUUUAUUGCACCAAGUUUCCCACAAUUACGAGUUGAAAACCAUCGCUGAUAAUCACGAUCCCAUUGUAUUUUCAAAACAAUCGAAUUUCGUGGCGAUUCAAGUGUCCACGGAAAAUCCUCUUGCCUGUCAACAGCAUUCUCUGUCACCAGGUUCGAAGCAUUCAAGUCCGAAUGAUCAUUUAGUCGAGGCAGAACAAACCGAAAUUACAGUUUGUACCGAAAAAUGAUUUUUUUCUUCUCUUCUUCCUAACGAGUAGAGUAAGUGCAGCUAAUUCGGGAUCGCGUUAUGCUCGUUAUUUUGUAUUCCAAAUUAGCUUCCUUUCCUCCGAGAUUUAUGCACCUUAUUUGUAUAAAUCAAACCUAUUAAUAUUGAAUAAUUUUUUUUUCAAUUAAUUAUUGAUUUAUUUGUGUAUAAUACAAUUUUUUAAUUUGUGAAAAAUCUAUCUCUAUAGAAUGCGGUGUGCUUAUACAAAAAUUUUAUUAUACCUUGCAUUAUACAUGAUUAACGACCGAAAUUCAUCAGAAACAUCACAUUUUUCGAAUUACCAAUUUUUCCGGUCUCUCCCAAAAAUAUUUGCAUUUUUUCCCGUCAAUAUUUCCGAUAUAGUUUGAAGUAUUAAACUACGAAAAAAGUAGACCUGUAUAGCUUGGAAGAAUCGAUCUCCAGGUUCUCUGAAAGACGUUAGUUCAAAAUUGCUCUUCAUUAUUUUCAUCGAAGUCUGCAUGUAUUUGUAUGUACCGUCGUUGUAUGAAAAUGCACAUAUGUACGAUAAAGGGAAGCCGGACGACGAAAUUUGGCUAGUAAAUAAAUUAUGUUGUACUUGACAACAAAUCAAUGAAAUCAACGUUAUUGAUGAUCAUUAAAAUUCAUUGUUACGCUUCAUGAACGAACAUGAAGAAUCGAACAUAAAAAAUGUCCCUAAUUUUGUAUGUAAUAAAAAAAACGAAAGUUCUAA